CGACAACGUAAUGUCCGACGGUGUCCUGAUUCUUUCCUGCAUGCCUUCAUCGUAUCAUGUAUCAUUAUUGUGUUAAUCCUGAGCAUGUCUCAUUUGCAAUGACGAAAUCUCCCCGCACGCAACGUCCUCCCCGCACCAACCUCUCCUUCCGCCAUAGCAGACACAACACUACACUCAUUUAAAGACCUAUUUCAAAGAUAGAUACAAAAUGGCAGAAGCUCCAGUGGUAACCCUCCUCGAAUCCCUUAUCGAUAUCCCCAGCGCCAGCGACCACGAACAAGACAUCGCCCACCGGCUCGACAACCACCUCUCCACCCUCGGCUACACCGUCGAACGCAUCCCCAUCGCCCCAGGCUCGACCCGCGAAAAUGUCUACGCAUACCUAGGCUCCACGCGCAGGGUGCGAGCCUGUCUCACCGCGCACAUGGACACCGUCCCGCCGCAUAUCCCGCUGCGCGUUGAAGGGUCGACCAUCUACGGCCGCGGCGCCUGCGACGAUAAGGGACCCAUGGCUGCGCAGAUCUGUGCGCUUGAGGAGCUGCGUGCGGAGGGGGCGGUCAAGGAAGGUGACGUUGGUUUGUUGUUUGUCGUCGGCGAGGAGAAGGGUGGUCCUGGGAUGAUUGCGGCGAAUGAUCAUGAUUUGAAGUUUGAGGGCGUGGUGUUUGCGGAGCCGACCGAGGGGAAAUUGGUUGUUGGGCAUAAGGGGCAUUUGGUGUUUGCGUUGAUUGGGGAGGGGAAGGCUUGUCAUUCGGGAUAUCCCCAUCACGGUGUCAACGCCAAUGCCGCUCUGGUCGAAGUCCUGAAUGAGUUUCUAUGUACUAAAUUCCCUGAGUCGUCGUUACUGGGUCCGUCGACGUUCAAUAUCGGCAAGAUUGAAGGAGGAGUGAGCUAUAAUAUCGUCCCGGCUUCCAGCACGGCACUAUGCGCCGUCCGUGUGGCGACUGAUAUGGCCGAGUGUAAGAAAAUCGUGUCCGAGGUUGUUGCAAAACAUCCACAUGUCAGACUGGAAUUCAAGUUUGAGUAUCCAGAGACGUUGCUUGAUCAUGAUGUCGAAGGGUUCGAAACAGCACCUGUGUCAUAUGGAACAGAUGUUCCUCGAUUCAGGGGAGAUCAUAAAAAGUACCUAUACGGCCCUGGUUCAAUCCUCGUGGCCCAUGGAGAGAACGAGCAGAUCGAAAUUGACGAGCUUCUGGAGGGUGUCAGGGCGUAUAAGAAGUUGACCACCCACUUAUUGAAGGCUUGACCAAAUCAAUUGUUGCAUCUAUGGCAUCUCAUGCAGGCAGUACUAUCGUCUUACGCGCCUUGUUGCCUCAUUGUCGCCUUUACCCUGUUGAAAAGUUGGGUCUCUUACCGGAAUAUAUAUAUAUUGAUUGCCGGGUAAUGUAAUUCGGCGGACCAUUACAACGCAGCA
Aspergillus novofumigatus IBT 16806 is the source of this 1411-nucleotide messenger RNA. Its product is annotated as M20 family metallopeptidase. Bases 209 to 1243 code for a protein of 344 amino acids. Lineage: Eukaryota; Fungi; Ascomycota; Eurotiomycetes; Eurotiales; Aspergillaceae. The record is from RefSeq and is a predicted model, not a curated record. Gene Ontology annotation, molecular function: hydrolase activity. The transcript is spliced from 3 exons.